AUGCCCUGCCCCCCGGGGUGCGUGGCCGCCGAGGGGAAGCGGCCACCGGACCCCCGCUCCCGCUGGUUGGGCGUCGGCUGCGCCAGGGUCACCUACAGGCGGUCCUCCGCCGCGCGCGUCUCCCACCUGGCGGAGGCCGGGGCGGACGGGGGCACGCGGCCGUGGGCGGCGCCGGGCUCUUGGAUGUGCUCCCCCCGGGGCCAGAGCAGCAGCGUGGACCUCUUCCGAGAGGGCUCCAGCGGCGCAGCAGAGCUGGUUCGCGCCGCGCAGGGCACCAACGCGGUGAUGACGUGGCUGAUCAGAGUCCUGGGGGUCCUGUUCGCCGUUUUCGGGGUGCGGCUGUCCCUCUAUCCCGUCGAGGCGCUGGCGCAGGCGCUGGACGGCACGCUCUCUUGGUUCAGAUCGGUCCCCAUUGCAGGUCCGAUGCUCGAUUUCGCUGGGGACGUCAUUCGGGGCGCAGUGGGCUGCGCCGUGUCCCUGAUUGCCCUCGGCAUUGCCGUGCCCGCAUCGCUCGCGGUCAUCACGGUGAUGCAAGGCGGACGUGAGAUACGAGUGUUCUUGCCAGGCUGCCUGGACUUGGUGGGCGUCGACACGGUUGUGCGUGGGAUCAGCUGGCCGCUCCUCGAGGACGACGUGCCCGAGGGCCGAGGCGCGCCGGCGCUCCCGCAGAAGCAGGCGCCGCCCGAGGCCUUCGGCGCGACGCUCGCUGCCGGCCUCAUCUCCGAUUUGGGCCUUGCGCGUCCCGCGCCGGAGGCGCCGCCGGCGCGCAAGAUCCCGCCCGCCAACCGGAAGACCUGCGAGUCCAAGGCGCCGUGGGCGGCCACGGCCGAGUUGGGCCCGGCGGCGGUCCUGGAGCUGCGCGGCGGCGGCCAGCAGCGCGAGGAGGAGGAUGGCGACGUGUCCGCCGAGCAUUGCGAGGAGACCGACGACUCCCUGCGACCGCCAGGGCAGGCGGGCGCGCCGGCCACGUGCCCCGAGGCCGUCCUGCCGAGCGUGCGGAGCCGGGCGGCGCCCUCCGGGAGCACGGCGGCGGGGGCGGCGGCGGCGCCGUCGGGCAGCGCGUUGGCCACGCAGGGUGCAGGAGGAGCUCAUACUGAGCACCGUGCUGUUCUACAGCAGGGUGGGAAUCACGAUCCAGGACCUGGUGUUCUCGAUCGAGCAAGUCGGAUGGCACGAGCUGGACAACAGCGGCCAACAAGCAUGGGUAUGCCUACUGUCGUCCAUGGAGCAACGCGGGCUCAUCGACAUACACUCGCCAGACGGCCGCACCUACAUUGUCACCAGGUCAGCGCAGGUGCAGCGCGGCAUGCAGAGGCGCGAGCGGCCGUUGAGGCCAGACGAGCUGGAGGAGGGCUGCUGCGUGACGUGACGAUCUGGUGGCGCGCGUGCGCGCCAUUGUGCCCAGAAGUAGUCUCAUACACCUGUCGUACGCCGAUGGGCCCGGAGAGGUCAGCGAAUCCGCUGCACAUCAUCCAUGCGAUCGAGCGCCUUCCCUUUUAUUUACAGGGCCUGUCUGUGUCUAGCGGCUUUGGGCGUGCGGUGAGUUCAAUUCAGCGCAGGGCUUCGAAGAAGUCGUCCUCAGUUCGAGCGUUCAGGGCACGCAAGGAGUGGGGGGUGCCGCGCCUGUCAUUCAGGUGCCGGGGGACAAGAACGUUUCGGAAUUAG
Prorocentrum cordatum is the source of this 1665-nucleotide messenger RNA. The record is from the annotation of a GenBank genome assembly. Lineage: Eukaryota; Dinophyceae; Prorocentrales; Prorocentraceae.